AUGGUUCAAGCAGGAAUACAUGUCAUUGAAAAACAUGCGAAGGAAUACUCAUAUAUUUCUAAUAAAAUAUACAUUUACGUUUGCCACGCUCCAAUGGCUAGGACUUGGUGCACUAUGCCGCGCGUAAAACGUUGUACACUAUACAUUGCGAUUUGUGCAUUCCUGCAUCAGAGCACACGUUUUUUCGACCGCACAUACUAUCCAUUGCAGAUUGAAUGGAAUGGCCAUCAUACAGAAGUCUGUCAUGUGGAAACAUCAAAUUGGGUGCAUAUUUAUGUUGGCGAGGAUUUAUAUUUUACAUUAUACUUUUCAUCUCGUGUGCUGUUUGUGCAUCUCUUGCCCUGCAUCAUACUGGUGACGCUGAACAUACUACUCUUCCGAGCGAUGCGUCAGGCGCAGGAACGACGCAAAUUGCUAUUCCGCGAAAACCGCAAGAAAGAAUGCAAAAAGCUACGUGAAUCGAAUUGCACCACACUGAUGCUGAUUGUUGUUGUUACCGUAUUUCUCAUUGUAGAGAUACCGAUUGCUGUGGUAACACUAAUGCAUAUUGUGUCCUCGUUGCUUAUAGAAUUUCUGGACUAUCGCAUUGCGAAUAUUUUCAUUAUGUUCACUAAUUUCUUUUUGGUUGUAAGCUAUCCGAUUAAUUUUGGUAUUUAUUGCGGUAUGUCACGUCAGUUCCGCGAGACGUUCAAGGAGAUCUUUCUGGGUAGAUUGGCGGUCAAAAAGGAUAACUCUUCGAAGUAUUCUAUAGUUAAUGGACCACGUACCUGUACCAAUACCAAUGAAACGGUGCUCUAGUAAAUGGUGCUGUUGGUGCCAUACCGCAGUAAGCAUCGACGAAGUGGUGUGGGAACUAAACGAAGGUGUGGCACCACCAGUUGUACGAGUACCCAACAACUGAAGGUAGAGUUUCAAAUUGAGCCAAUGAGUGCGACUAAAAUUUUGUAAUUACAAUUGUAAACAUUUUCAAUGAAAUUAUUUAAUAAGUUGCUUAGUAUACGUAUAUAGCAUAUAGGUAGGAGGGAUGUGUGUGUAACUGAAAUUUGGAAUUGACUGUGCUGUAUUCAAAUUAAAUUAAAUGAAUGAAAAUAUAAGAAAAUUAACUUUACUUUAAGAUUUUGUACAUAUAAAGAUAUGAAGUUUGGUGUUGUUCUUAGUAUAAAAAAUAAAAUUCAUGUUUACGCAUUUGAAAGGCACAUUGUAAAUAUUGAACAAAGAAAUUAUACCGCAAGGAUUUUGUUUUCCCUGCAGUAAAAACUUUUCCAUGCUGUGCUUACUGAGUUCCGAAAUACAUUUUCAGCAUGUAAAAUUUGUGCAAAAUUGCUCAAAGAAUUAUUUAUAUAAUAAAAAAAAUGUAAAAAAUUCGCUUACAUAAAAAUAACUGACAAGCAAACUUUUGCUCCCCAUUUUCCUAUUUCCUACAAGGAAAAUCAAUUUUUAUUAUUUUUACAAUUUUUUUCAAUUUUUUUUCAAUUUAUCUGCUCUGGUUUAUAUCAAAACUUCAACUUUGCCAAAUCAAUUAUAUAUUUUACUGCUUUUCUUUCUGGCUUAUAUGCAAUACAAAACACAAUUGUAAAUAUAAAAUUAUUUAAAACGAUUUGCGAAGUAAGUCCUAAGCAUGAGUUUAGAUACCAUUUUUAUAUCAGAAAUUUGACUGCAUUUGACGAGCUUGUCCAUGGGUUUUCAGGUAAGGAGUAGUCAGAAGUUUAGGGUGUAUUUUUUCUAUAUAUUUUCUAUAUUGUAAUGCUUUCCACUAAGCUUAACUGCAUACAGCGACUGUUUUGAGAUAAUUUAAAUAUCACUAAUUUUACUGAACUUUUUACUUAUAAGUUAGUACGUAAUUGAUGUUUUGUAAAUUAAUGAAAUAAACAAGAACUUAAAUUUAUAAAUUUAUAUUGUGACAAAUAAGAAAAUGCUCUGAAACGCUUUAGAUAUAUUUCAAUGUAAUUAUUACAAAAUAAAUAGUUUUUAUGUAAAUUAUAAUUGUACACUAAAUUGUAUAUAAGAGUUGUAUUUACGCAGGACACGAGUAAGAAACAGAUUGUAGGUUAGUAGUUAGUGGGGGUUUUUAUACAACGCAUAGGCAUAUAUCUUAACAAUUAAAUUUAUUUAUAUAUAUAUAUAUAUAUAUAAGAUAUAUUGUAAUAGUGAAAUGAAAUAUUCAUUUAAAUUUGUAAACCUACAGAGCCCCAAGUGUUUACCAAUUUAAAUGAUUUUAAUUUCAAAUUCUAGUAAAAUGAUUAUAUGCUUAUCAAAUAGAAUUUUAA
This is a messenger RNA of Teleopsis dalmanni, 2267 nucleotides long. Its product is annotated as sex peptide receptor-like. Gene Ontology annotation, cellular component: membrane. The coding region runs from base 1 to 798 and encodes 265 amino acids. The transcript is spliced from 2 exons. The record is from RefSeq and is a predicted model, not a curated record. NCBI's taxonomy places the organism in Eukaryota, Metazoa, Arthropoda, Insecta, Diptera, Diopsidae. Gene Ontology annotation, molecular function: G protein-coupled peptide receptor activity.